GACACAUUUUAUAAUCAUGGUAUGAAUGAGAACCGAAAACUUGUUGGAAAUAGAAGAACAAGUGCGAAACAGAAACACAAGAAAGAAAACCAAGCAGUCGAAGAUGGAGCACGACGAAGAUGAAGAAGCACCUCUUGCUGUUCAGAUUCAAGGGCUUGAUGAAUCCGUUUCUCAACAAUCUUCUGUUGGGGUCACCCUCAUCACCGGCUAUCUUGGUGCUGGCAAGUCUACUUUAGUGAAUCAUAUUUUGAAUUCGCAACAUGGAAAGAGGAUUGCUGUCAUCCUGAAUGAGUUUGGUGAGGAGAUUGGCGUGGAAAGAGCUAUGAUUAAUGAAGGGGAUGGCGGUGCAAUGGUUGAAGAGUGGGUUGAGCUUGCCAAUGGGUGUAUAUGUUGCACGGUCAAACAUAGUCUAGUUCAAGCACUUGAGCAGCUUGUACAGAGGAAGGAAAGGCUUGACCAUAUAUUGCUGGAAACUACUGGAUUGGCAAAUCCAGCACCUUUGGCUUCUGUUCUUUGGUUGGAUGAACAAUUAGAGUCAGACGUGAAGUUAGAUUCUAUCGUCACUGUGGUGGAUGCCAAGAAUGUUCGCCUCCAGAUUGAUCAGCAUCGUCGCUCAUCUUCAUAUCCAGAAGCAUAUUUUCAAAUUGCAUUUGCGGACAUUAUAAUUCUUAACAAGGUUGAUUUGGUAUCUGCAGAGGGCUCUGGAGCUCUGAAGGAACUUGAGGAGGAAAUCCAUAACAUUAACUCCCUUGUGGAGAUAAUUCAUUCUGUCAAAUGUCAAGUUGACUUGUCUAAGAUAUUGAACCGCCAUGCAUAUGAUACUGCACGUGCCCCACAUUUGGAGACAUUGUUGGAAGAAAGUUGUUCUUUGUCUACUAAAAAGCUUCAUGAUAGUGGUGUGAGAACUAUAUGCAUUUCUGAGCAAAAGACUAUUGAUAUUGAUAAGACUCGUAUAUGGCUUGAGGAGAUUCUUUGGGAGAAGAAAUAUGAUAUGGAUGUCUACCGUUGCAAAGGAGUGCUGAGUGUUCAAAAUUCUGAUCAACUGCAUACUUUACAGGCGGUGAGGGAACUAUAUGAGAUUGUUCCAGCCCGCAAGUGGGAAAGAGAAGAAAACCGAAUGAAUAAGAUAGUUUUUAUUGGUCAUAAUCUGAAAGAAGAUGUUCUAAUUCAUUCAUUCAGAGCUUGUGUAACCUGUUAAGCUGUGCUUGUUCUCUGGUAACUGCUGGGUAAGCAAUGCUUUUUGAUUGGGAUUAUGAGAUUCAACUAUAUCAACAAGCUUAAAUAACAUUGUGUUAAGUGUUAACCCUUUUAGUCCUCUCAUGAGUCUGGCCCGGUAGCCUUGGAUUACCAAUUUUUGGAUUAAAAUAUAUAUUCUGGAGAAAAGAUGAAAAGGAAGCUGCUUUGGCAGGUAUCAGAAAUAGAAAAUAGAUUAUUGCUUAACCUUCUAUGUCAGAAGUGAUUAUGUAAAAGCUUUCUAAACUAAGAAACAAUUCGAAUCUCUAUCGUUAUAGAUAAAUUUUGACUAGAGUAGGACACUGACAAUGUAUUUGAUUUGGUGAAAAGCCACAAAAUAGGUGAAAUGUGACUUUAUGAUAGGGUGGCACAGAAAGAUUGCCCCCAUUUCGCCCAACAUGUGUACCUAUAUUCAUUCAAUAAUGAUUCUUAGACCA
Molecule: messenger RNA, 1670 nt
Organism: Lotus japonicus
Lineage: Eukaryota; Viridiplantae; Streptophyta; Magnoliopsida; Fabales; Fabaceae
Exons: 9
Coding region: 26-1198 (390 amino acids)
Cellular component (GO): cytoplasm
Source: RefSeq, a predicted model, not a curated record